Salvelinus sp. IW2-2015 is the source of this 1227-nucleotide messenger RNA. RefSeq names its product GTP cyclohydrolase 1. Gene Ontology annotation, molecular function: zinc ion binding; GTP cyclohydrolase I activity; GTP binding. Gene Ontology annotation, biological process: tetrahydrobiopterin biosynthetic process; tetrahydrofolate biosynthetic process. Lineage: Eukaryota; Metazoa; Chordata; Actinopteri; Salmoniformes; Salmonidae. The record is from RefSeq and is a predicted model, not a curated record. Gene Ontology annotation, cellular component: cytoplasm.
GUGCUUGUUUCAAAUAAUUUUACACGUUCAGCUGCCGACAGUGUACUCGGUAGGUGCGCCCUAAACAAAGCUGAGUUUGCGAAGCGAGAACACUGGAAAGCGCAUCUUCCAAGUCGGAGAAAAGGUGAACGCGAAGGGACCUCUCGUCAAAUCUGAACUAUGGAGCGCUCAAAACAGAGUCACGACAACCAAGCUGACAGUAGACCGACUACAAACGAAAGUUCUCUUAAUAACGGACACUUUGACAGCUUGGUAAAAAAAGACACCCGGAAUGUGGGAUGUCAAGGGACGGGGACCGCCGGUGAGUCGAGUUCGCACACAGGGUCGUCAGUCGUGGAAAACUGGAAGCAUGAGCGCACCCGAAGUAUAGAAGACAACGAGAUGAGCUUGCCUAGUCUGGCAGCUGCCUACACCACUAUUAUCCGGGGACUCGGGGAAGACCCGCAAAGACAGGGACUUCUCAAAACUCCGUGGAGAGCCGCAACUGCGAUGCAGUUCUUCACCAAGGGAUACCAGGAGAAAAUAAUAGAUGUGCUGAACGAUGCCAUCUUCGACGAGGACCACGAUGAGAUGGUUAUUGUGAAGGACAUCGACAUGUUCUCCAUGUGCGAGCACCACCUGGUGCCCAUAUUUGGCAGGGUCCACAUAGGCUAUCUCCCCAAUAAAAGGGUGCUGGGCCUCAGCAAGCUGGCCAGGAUUGUUGAAAUCUACAGCCGUCGGCUGCAAGUUCAAGAGCGGUUGACCAAACAAAUCGCUGUGGCGAUCACUGAAGCUCUGCAGCCUGCCGGGGUGGGCGUCGUCAUCGAGGCAACUCACAUGUGCAUGGUGAUGAGGGGGGUGCAGAAGAUGAACAGCAAGACUGUGACCAGCACCAUGCUGGGGGUGUUCCGGGAGGACCCCAAGACACGGGACGAGUUCCUCACCCUAAUCAGGAACUGAGAGGGACGGCUGGCCCACGAACCUGCUGCCCAGCCCAGCGCAGCGCAGACCCCUCUCCCUGUCGCCUGCCUGGAGCUAGAGCCGUCCACACAGCAGUUURGGUACGAAGCCUAGAGUCCGGGCUUGCAGAGAGUGUGUGUGUGUGUCUAUCCCUCCACUCCCUUCCAAAUAAUCACACACAUCACAUGGUCGCAUGACAUAGCUGUCUUGUGUGUGUAUCAAAUCAAAAUCAAAUGUAUUUAUAAAGCCCUUCUUACAUCAGCUGAUAUAUCAAAGUGCUGUACAGAA